Messenger RNA from Daldinia decipiens, 2490 nucleotides. Its product is annotated as endothelin-converting enzyme 1. The record is from RefSeq and is a predicted model, not a curated record. Gene Ontology annotation, biological process: protein processing. Gene Ontology annotation, cellular component: plasma membrane. Gene Ontology annotation, molecular function: metalloendopeptidase activity. The transcript is spliced from 6 exons. The coding region runs from base 38 to 2161 and encodes 707 amino acids. NCBI's taxonomy places the organism in Eukaryota, Fungi, Ascomycota, Sordariomycetes, Xylariales, Hypoxylaceae.
UAUUAUAGUCCUGUCGCGUGCCCGACGGAAGCCUGGCAUGAGUUCGUCGUUAUGCCUGUCACCGGCCUGCAUUCACGCAGCGUCCGAGAUUCUCUAUAAUCUAUCUCCGGAUUAUGAGACAAUCGAUCCAUGCACGAACUUUGACACCCUUGUCUGUGAUGGGUUUAUCAACCGUCAUGACAUUCCGCAGGACAAGUCCUCCUAUUCGACAGCGACUAUUAUGUCUGAAACUGGUCAAACCACCCUCAGGCAUAUCUUAGAGUCUUCCUAUCCAACUACCUCAAAGCACUCUUCGUUUUCGCCGCAGAAUCUCAUCAAGAUUGCUGCUUCUACUGACGAAGAGAAUUUCCGUAUGAUACAGGAUGCUUACAACUCAUGCUUAGACGAGGAAACUCUUCAGAAAGUAGGCGUUAAGCCCCUUAUCGACUUAAUAAACCAGGUUGCCACCUCUUUCCCUGUUAGCGAUGCUUACGGGGGUGAUUCACCACUUAAAGAGACGGACUAUGCUGCUCUUAGUGAUACCAUUCUACUCCUUGAAAAAUUAGGGGUUUCUUCCUUUGUGGGCCUUACUGCCGGUGCCGAUGACAAGAACCCCGAUGUAGUAAUUGUCCAAGCAUACCCUGCGGGAUUAACGUUGCCUUCGCCGGAAUACUAUCAGGAUAAUGACACCGUGAGCAAGUAUGAAACCAUGUUAGGAGAAAUUUUCACUGGCCUCCUUCCGAGCACGUCUUCGAAAUCAUCAGCUAAAGAACUUGCCCAAUCUGUCAUCGAACUUGAGAAGAAGAUUGCGGCGGUAACACCACCUCCCGAGGAUCAAUCAGAUGUUACUAAAUAUUACAACAUCGUCAAAGUUGCUGAUACCGGCAAGAUUGGUCCGGCAAUCGGGCUAGACUCUAUCGUUAAAGCCUUAGCCCCCCAGGAUUACACAGCGGAUACUAUGCUAUUGGCAUUCCCAGAGUUCCUAGGCAAUGUCUCCAACAUUCUCUCCAAAACUUCCAAGUCCACAGUGCAAAGUUAUUUAGUUUGGCAACUAGUAAACACAUAUUCUUCUUACGUUGAAGGACCAGAAGUCCAGCCGAUUGUUCGCUUUUCCAACACUCUAUCUGGAAGGGACCCCGAUACUAAGACUGAGCGAUGGAAGACUUGCGUCAGCUACGUUGAUUCUACACUGGGUUGGAUAUUGAGUCGAUUUUACAUCGAGGCAACCUUCUCGGACGAAGCAAAGAAGUUCGGUGACCAGAUCAUACUUGACAUCAAGAAGCAAUUUAUUUCGAAGUUAAAUGAUCUCAGUUGGAUGGAUGACUCGGUCAAAAAAUUAGCUGUCAACAAGGUGAACAAUAUCGACCAGAAGAUUGGGUUCCCAACGACCUCUCCGAACAUAACAAAUCCGGAGGCAUUGCAAGCUUACUACAGUGGCUUGAAAAUUUCCGAUUCCUUCUUCAACAACACUUUGUCGAGCAAUGCCCAAGAAACCAACAGGACUUGGUCAGCCCUUGGAAAGCCAGUUGACCACGGCGAGUGGGGUAUGCAAGCGGACAUUGUGAACGCCUACUACAACCCGGUAGGAAACGAAAUCGUCUUCCCGGCCGGUAUCAUGCAGUUCCCCGUCUUCCAGCUAGAGCUACCAAGCUACGUAUCUUACGGUGCUUUUGCAUCAGUCGCCGGCCACGAGCUUUCCCACGCAUUCGACAACUCUGGCCGACACUACGACGAACAUGGAAACUUCACAGACUGGUGGACAAAUAACACAGUACAGGAAUUCGACAAGCGCGCCAACUGCUUCGUGGAACAGUACAGCAACUUUACCGUUCAGGGAAACAAUGGCGAGUCUCUACACGUCAACGGAAGACUUACUCUAGGAGAAAAUAUUGCCGACGCAGGUGGUGUCUCGGCAGCUUUCGCGGCGUGGAAGAGCCGGACGGAGGCGUCACCCGACCAGAAUCUCCCCGGACUGGACUUCUUCACGCAAGACCAGCUUUUCUUUGUCUUCUACGCUAACUGGUGGUGCGGCAAGAACCGCAAUGAAGAAGCCAUCCGACGCAUCUACACGGACCCGCACUCGCCGGCGUUUGCGCGCGUGUUGGGGACGACGGCUAACUCGAAGGCGUUCAGGGAGAGCUUCAAGUGCCCGGUGAAGGAGCCUACGUGUGAGUUAUGGUGAUCAUGGGGAAGGGGUAAUGCCUGGUAAUAAUGUGUGUUGGUUGGUUUAAUCAGAAAUUGAUGUCUUUUGUAUUCGAUAAUUUAACAUAGGGAAUUAAAUGCCAUUGCAAUAAUAUUGGCUUGUCCGUAAUUACUGUCUCGUUUGCUUUUACUGUGGUGAAUAUCUACCCUUGAAUACAUGCAAUCCGUAAGUUAUUACUCAACAUGACAUUUAGUUGUAUAUAUAAGUCUCAAUAAUGCCAUGGGCUUAGGUAUAGCCAUGCAGAGUUUCUGGAGGAGGUUUUCACCGAUGGAUCCUAUUAAUACACACAAUUUUCAUCUUUAAACCUC